UGUUUUCUCGGAGAACAAGGCAGACAUUCGUCAUUGGAGUGGCUUUCAUCUUCUGCACCAAGAUCUACAUGAUUCCAUCCAAAAACAAUGAGAAGACUUCGCCCAGCUACGACAAUCUUUUCGUGCAAAUGUGCAAUGACUCUUUGCCGCACCUCGGCUACAAAUUGGACAAAACCAAACCGGUGCUCUACAUUGUUACACCCACAUUUGCACGGAGAGAGCAGGUGGCUGAAUUGACCAGAUUGGCUCAAACCUUGCUUCAUGUGAGAAACAUGAUUUGGUUUGUGAUUGAAGAUGCAACCAAAUGUUCGCCCAUGGUUGGCGAUCUCUUGGAUCGAUUUCAGAUCCCUUACGUUCAGAUGCUAGCUCCUCUGCCCGAGAUUUUUAGUGGACAAAGUCAAAAGCCUCGUGGCGUUUCUCAACGCAAUGCAGCCAUCCAAUUCAUCUUGAGUCAAUCCAAUCCUCCCGAGGGUGUUCUCUACUUUGCGGACGAUGACAAUACUUAUGAUUUGAGGCUCUUUGAAGACAUUCGCACCACCAAGAAGAUUUCCAUGUUUCCCGUAGGGCUUGUGGCGGGUAGCUCUCACAGCAGUCCAAUACUAAAAGAUGGGCGCUUGGUUGGAUAUUCGGAUCCAUGGUUUGGCAAAAGGAAAUUUCCCAUGGACAUGGCCGGAUUUGCGAUCAAUAUCCGGAUGUUGACUUACAAUCCGGAUCGGGUGGCAAUGCCGUUCAUGCCCGGUUAUGAAGAGGAUGGAUUCCUCAAAGGUCUCAAUUUCAAUUGGGAGGACGUGGAGGCCUUGGCGGAAAAUUGCACCAAAGUUUGGGUGUGGCAUACAACCACAAUUGAAAAAUCGGCUCCGACGUUUCGAUUUGAACAAUCAGACACAAAUCUGCAAAGCUUAUUCCAGGAACUCAAGCACACAGGAUUGAUAAAACAAUCCGACGAUGGACCUCAUCUGCCGCAAUGUGGAAUAGAUAAGUAUUGUUAGCAUUGUUAAGGAUCCCUUUCUCACAAGGUCUCAAAAUGUGUUCGAUAAUUUGUGAAUAAUUACAAUCACUUUUGCAAACGGCUUAACGUUUAAUCCCUUGACCAAAUAAACAUAUUUCGUCAACUU
Tigriopus californicus is the source of this 1115-nucleotide messenger RNA. Its product is annotated as galactosylgalactosylxylosylprotein 3-beta-glucuronosyltransferase P-like. Gene Ontology annotation, molecular function: galactosylgalactosylxylosylprotein 3-beta-glucuronosyltransferase activity. The transcript has a single exon. Gene Ontology annotation, biological process: carbohydrate metabolic process; chondroitin sulfate proteoglycan biosynthetic process. Gene Ontology annotation, cellular component: Golgi membrane. The record is from RefSeq and is a predicted model, not a curated record. The coding region runs from base 69 to 989 and encodes 306 amino acids. Lineage: Eukaryota; Metazoa; Arthropoda; Copepoda; Harpacticoida; Harpacticidae.